Messenger RNA from Cuscuta campestris, 1676 nucleotides. The record is from the annotation of a GenBank genome assembly. NCBI's taxonomy places the organism in Eukaryota, Viridiplantae, Streptophyta, Magnoliopsida, Solanales, Convolvulaceae.
UUUCCCCUGCCUUUUCGCCGGAAUCUUGCCGCCGUCCCGGUUUCCGGCGAUAUCCCCGCUUCCUCCCACGCGAAUACUGUUUUUGCAGUCGAUUUGAAGCCGGAAAUAGCAUAAAGAUUCAAUCUUUUUGGUCACAUCCAGAUAAAGAAGAGGUUUCUGCAUCUGGGUGUUCUUGAAUUGCUGCAAAGCGCAUGUGCAUGUUGAAAGACUCGAGUUUUCGGCGGGUUUAAGGUUGGGUUGCUGAUUCGAGACAGUGAAGAAGGGAGGAGGAAAGAAUGAGGAAUCUUUCUUCAGAUUCGUCAGGUUCUUCAAGGGAUUUGUUGCAGAGGUUCAUGGUAGCCAGUGUAGGUGACGCGUUGGAGGCGGCAAAAGACGGUACCGAAAUCGAAUUGAAUUUGGGCCUUUCUUUGGGAGGCAGAUUUGGGGUGGACAGAAGUUCCAAGAGUCUGGGCAGGUCCUCUUCCGUCGCUUCCUUUUUGCCCAGCGUGAGAGACGACCCGCCGCCAGAGGCGGCGGCGGCGGCGGAGACGGCGGGGAAUAGAAUAGCCAGAACGUCAUCCCUGCCGGUGGAGACGGAGGAGGAGUGGAGGAAGAGGAAGGAGUUGCAGAGCCUGAGGAGAAUGCAGGCGAAGAGAAGGAUGUCGGAGAAGCAGAGAAUUUCAAGGGGGGAGAGAGGCAUCUCUGCCGCCAUGGAAGAUGAGAAGAAUUUUGAGAAAGAGCUGUGUUCAGCCGCGCCGAAGCUGUUCGGGUUGUCCUUGGGGUUUCCGGCUUGGGAGGCGGCGGCGGGGCAGAAGGGGAAAGGAGGCGAUUUUAGUAAAGCCUUGAAACCUUCACCCCAAGGAUCAAUUGAAUCUCAGGGAGGUAGUUCUUCAUCCAUGUCUGAAUUUGAAAGUAAAUCUCUUCAAGGUAUUUGUUUAAUUAUAUUACCCUCUAUUCUUACUGUUUUUUGGAAACAUGUUAUUAAGUUCUAACAGUUUUUUUAUGAGAUUAUUAAAUGUGCAAUACCAUAGUUCUUUAAAUGCAACUCACAUAAUCCAUUUUUAGCAACAACCACAUAAGACUUCACUUGAUUUAUUUGUGAAAUGGAUGAAACUUUGCUAUUUUGUAGUAAAAUAAUGAUUUUUCACCUUUAACUUAAUUUGAAAGGAUUGAUAAUUCUUGAUUUGUUAUUCAUAAACUAGAACCAAGUGCUUUUUAACUUUGAGUAGAAACAACCUUAUAGGGGUAGUGGGAAAUCUUUCAAGGUUGGCAUCAUAUUGUUUGUUAGAGAAUGAGGUCAAUUUAUAGUAGUUAGGUUAAAUAAUAGGUUUUAGAUAAGCGGGAAAAGGACCAAACUAGGAGUAAAACAUAUAUCAUAUCCCUAAAAUAAGAGUUGAAACUUAAACUCCCCUAAAUAGGAGUAAUUAGUUUAAUUAAUCUAAUUAAUCAGCUUGUCCAACAAUUAAAAAAAGAAACACAAAGUAGGGAAAAAUCAGCAGAGAAGCUUGCGAUCCUUUUGUUGAAUGAAACCAAAACAUUGUGGACAACACUUCAGUAAUGGUUCUAGAUUUGUAACUUCUCAUAAUAGACAUAACAGUAGCAUAUACACUUUCUUCUUCUUCUAUUUUUUUAAAAAUAUUUUUAGGUAUAAAUAUAUUUUUACAUAGACACACACUUAAUAAAUUUAAUUUGUUAGA